Molecule: messenger RNA, 9635 nt
Organism: Talpa occidentalis (Iberian mole)
Lineage: Eukaryota; Metazoa; Chordata; Mammalia; Eulipotyphla; Talpidae
Gene: PAPPA2
Product: pappalysin 2
Exons: 26
Coding region: 1434-6797 (1787 amino acids)
Molecular function (GO): metallopeptidase activity
Source: RefSeq, a predicted model, not a curated record
AAGGAGGGUGGAGCUGAGCAGGGAGAAAAGAAGCUGCAGAGGAGACUGAGGAAGGGAAGAAACAGGAGGGAGAGCCAGGAGACCUAGAGGAGGCACAUGGAGCAGAGAGACACGUGAAGAAACCGCGCUUGCCUUUUGGUCUUGGACUGGUUGACACAGAUGUAUGUGGGGCAAAAUUGCUUUACGGCCAAAAAGCUGUGUGUUGGAAAUGCUUGUGGCGAACGUAAUUACGACAAAGAACCUGCGGCAGAUCCAUCAAGUACACAACUUUACACUGCUGGCUUCGGUCGGGUUUGCUGGACUUUGAGAUGGAUUUGGAUUUCUGCUGGUUCUGAGUCUCUGUCCAUUGCUUACUCUGGAGCUGAAGAAAAAGGGUUAGCCUCACUCAAAAGACUUGCAUGGAUUGCGGAGGAGGAUCUUUUGUGAACAGACAAAGACAACAUGGAUCUAAUGCCAUGGAUCUUACCUGGAGAAGAGCCUCCCUUCCUUCAUAUGUCAGGCCUACCGAAACCAAUGUGGCACCUCUGUUGCUCCUGAAGCUUCUGGAUCAAUGUGGUUUAGGGACCCACAAGACUCCCUGAAGGUGAAAUCAAGGGCUCCCAGACUCAUAAGGUUUUCAGGACAUCAGACUGGCACCCUAAAGGAGAACUUACGGAGACUUGCAACAUACCAACAAGUUGGAAGGGGAUUAGAAAACCUUCAACACUCAACAAUCCCAAGUACCAAUCUGAGGGAACAUUCUGACCUACACAGGCAGACUGGAAGCUGGAUGGGAAUCUGGUUGAGGAGGACAUCUGGAGAAUGAAAGUUAAGUACCAGCCUGGAUUUUUUGUGCCCCAGAUUCUUUCUGCAUUUAGAUACUAAACAUCCAGUUCCACGUCUCUGUAUACAAGUUCUUCUAGCAACUUAUUUGAAGGUGAAUAUAUUUUAGGUUAAAGACUACAAAGAAAAGGUAACUCACAGGGGACGAGGAAGGAGAAAGAAAUGAGAAUUAGAGGAUCAGAUUGACUUCAGGACUCAGAGGGGUACGUGUUUCUGAGUGAGUGUGUAUUGGAGAGAAUUUGACUGGUGCGCUUUAUCACCCUCCUAUUGUCAUCCAGGGGAGGGGCUACUGAAGUGGGAGAAAACCAACCUGAGUUCUCUGGAAGGAAAUUUAAAGGAACAAGGGAAAAGACUGCAAGGACUAAAAUAGAGCAAGGACAGGGAGGUCCAGGGAGAGGGUGAAGUACCCACGGUGGGUGAGGUGGACACCCAGCACAGGUAACAGGAAGAGGCACUCCUUGGGGGCUGCUUGAAAAAGUUUGCUUUGUGAGCAGAACAGUUUUCCUGGUGACUGUUGUCCACCACCAGCCAUCUCUUGCUCUUCUCCCUGCCAUUCUGUGGCACCCAGAAGUUAACCUCUGGUUCAGGAAAAAAGAGUUGUGGGGGGAGGUAUGAUGUGCAUAAAGACGCUGAGAAUCAGCCUAGUGAUUCUGGCUGGGUGGGCACUCAGUGCUGCCAGCUCUGAGCCCGGCUGGACAUGCAAGAGAUCCUUGGCUCAGAAGGGACACCUCGUUCAGGUGCUGUUGGAAGGAGAACGCUGUUGGCUAGGGGCCAAACUUCGAAGACCCAGAGCUGCUCCCCAACAUCACCUCUUUGGGGUCUAUCCCAGCAGGUCUGGGAAUUACCUGAUGCCCUACCCUGGUGGGGAGCAGGGAACCCUUCUUUCAGGACGCAGUAAGCCAAACAUGGAAGGCAAGGCUGUGAAGGCAAGCCACCUUCCCCCGGACUCAGCUGGAGGUGCAGAAGUAAGGAGCGAGGCUCAGCAGUCAGCUGCUCCCCGGAUAGGAACUGGUCCCAUUGGACACUCUGAGCUGAAGGGAGAUGAUGAUACUUAUCUUGGCCAUCGAGGACCCAGGGAAUCUCUAGGUGAGACCGGGACUCAGGGACAUUCAGCCAUGGCUGCCACCACGUCCACCAGCUUCGCACGUCCGAAGGACCCCGCAUCAGAGACCCAAAGGAAGGGCUGGGUCAAGACCAGACACCGACGCCAGGUGGUGAAGGCGCAGGCAGAGGGUGUGCAGGGAGACCCUGAUGUUUCUCCCCGGCGUUUCAAACCUUGGCCUAAGCUUGGGUUCAAACCCAGUCCUUUGGAGGCCAGCAUCCAGAAGGGUGGAGGGGACUCCUUCUGGGAAGCAGAGCCUGUCACACCCCAGGGAGGACUGCCUGUCUUGUACUUCUCGGGGAGGAGGGAGCGGCUGCUGCUGCGUCCAGAAGCGCUGGCUGAGAUUCCCCGGGAGGUGUUCACAGUGGAAACCUGGGUGAAGCCCGAGGGAGGACAGAGCCACCCGGCCAUCAUCACAGGUGUGUUUGAUAACUGUUCCCACACUGUCAGUGACAAGGGCUGGGCCCUGGGGAUCCGCUCAGGGCAGGACACAGGAAGGCGAGAUGCUCGCUUCUUCUUCUCCCUCCGCACUGACCGCAUGAAGAAAGCCACCAUUGUGACUGGCCACAGUCGCUACCAGCCAGGAACGUGGACACAUGUGGCAGCCACUUAUGAUGGACGGCGGAUGGCCCUGUAUGUGGAUGGCACUCAGGUGGCUAGUAGUCAAGAGCAGUCUGGCCCCCUGAACAGCCCCUUCAUGGCAUCUUGCCGCUCUUUCCUCCUGGGAGGGGAUAGCUCAGAGAACGGACAUUAUUACCGUGGACAUGUGGGGACACUGGUUGUCUGGUCCACAGCCCUCCCACAAAGCCAACUCCAGCACAGUCCUCAGCAUCCAAGUGUGGCAGAGGAGUUGACCACCUUGAUCCUGACGGCCAAUUUCAAGCCCAUGGAAGAACAGUGGGCCCCCUUUAGAGAUGGGAAUUACCCCAGGCUGGAGGUCCUCCAGGGCUCAGGGCCCCAGCCAGAGAUUCUGUCACCGCUGCAGCCUCCACUCUGUGGGCAAACGGCUUGUGACAAUGUGGAACUGAUCUCCCAGUACAACGUACACUGGCCCCUUCGGGGAGAGAAGGUGAUUCGCUACCAGGUGGUGAACAUCUGUGAUGAUCAGGGUCUGAACCCCACGGUGAGUGAGCAGCAGAUCCGGCGGCAGCACGAGGCACUGAAUGAAGCUUUCAGCCGCUACAACAUCAGCUGGCAGUUGAGUGUCCACCAUGUCCACAACUCCACCCUGCGCCACCGGGCUGUGCUCGUCAACUGUGAGCCCAGCAAGAUUGGCAAUGACCACUGUGACCCUGAGUGUGAGCACCCACUCACGGGCUACGAUGGGGGUGACUGCCGUCUGCAGGGCCGCUGCUACUCCUGGAACCGCAGAGACGGGCUGUGCCACGCCGAGUGCAACAACAUGCUGAAUGACUUUGAUGACGGGGACUGCUGCGACCCUGAAGUGGCUGACGUGCGCAGGACCUGCUUCGACCCUGACUCUCCCAAGAGGGCAUAUAUGAGUGUGAAGGAACUCAAGGAGGCACUACAGCUCAACAGUACUCACUUCCUCAAUGUCUACUUUGCCAGUUCUGUGCGGGAAGACCUUGCAGGUGCUGCCACCUGGCCUUGGGACAAGGAAGCCACCAGCCAUCUGGGUGGUGUGGUCCUCAACCCAGCCUAUUAUGGCAUGCCUGGCCAUACCAACAUCAUGAUCCAUGAGGUGGGGCAUGUCCUGGGCCUCUACCAUGUCUUCAAAGGGGUCAGUGAAAGAGAAUCCUGUGAUGAUCCCUGCAGGGAGACAGUGCCAUCCAUGGAGACUGGAGACCUCUGUGCUGACACUGCCCCCACUCCCAAGAGUAAACUCUGCCAGGACCCAGAACCUACCAAUGACACCUGUGGCUUCACCCACUUUCCAGGAGCUCCAUUCAGUAACUACAUGAGCUAUACAGAUGAUAACUGUACUGACAGCUUCACCCCUAACCAGGUGGCCCGAAUGCAUUGCUAUCUGGACCUUGUCUAUCAGCAAUGGAGCCAAAGCCAAAAGCCCACUCCCAUCCCCAUCCCACCCAUGGUCAUCAGGCAGACCCCCAAGUCCCUCACUCUCCACUGGCUGCCUCCAAUUAGUGGAGUUGUGUAUGACAGGUCUCCUGGCAGCAUGUGUGGUGCCUGCACUGAAGAUGGGAUGUUCCGUCAGUAUGUGCACACGGCUUCCUCCCGGCGUGUGUGUGACUCCUCCGGUUACUGGACUCCAGAGGAGGCUGUGGGCCCCCCAGAUGUGGAUCAGCCCUGCGAGCCAAGCUUGCAGGCCUGGAGUCCUGAGCUCCACCUCUACCAUAUGAACAUGACGGUCCCCUGCCCUGUGGAAGGCUGUAGCCUGGAGCUGCUCUUCCAGCACCCUGUCCAAGCAGACAGCCUCACCCUAUGGGUCACCUACCUCUCUGUGGACUCCUCCCAGGCACUCUUUGACACGGAGAUCUUGCUGGAACACCAAGAGUCUGUGCAUCUGGGACCCUUCGAUACUUUCUGUGACACCCCACUCACUAUCAAACUACACAUUGAUGACAAAGUCGUGGGGGUGAAAGUCUACACCUUUGAUGAGCGGAUGGAGAUUGAUGCAGCCCUCCUGACUUCUCGACCCCACAGUCCCCUGUGCUCGGGCUGCAGGCCUGUGAGGUACCAGGUCCUCCGUGAACCCCCUUUCACGAGUGGCUUACCUGUGGUGGUGACGCAUCCUCACCGGAAGUUCACAGACGUGGAGGUCACGCCUGGGCAGAUGUAUCAGUACCAAGUUCAAGCGGAAGCUGGAACAGAACUAGGAGAAGCUUCGCCUCCUCUGACUCACAUCCACGGAGCUCCUUACUGUGGCGAUGGGAAGGUGACAAGCAACCUGGGGGAAGAGUGUGAUGAUGGAGACCUUUUAAGUGGAGAUGGUUGCUCAAGGACAUGUAAACUAGAGGAAGGCUUCAAUUGUGUAGGGGAGCCAAGCUUGUGCUACAUAUAUAAGGGAGAUGGGAUAUGUGAGCCUUUUGAGAAGGAAACCAACAUCAUAGACUGUGGGCUCUAUACUCCUAAAGGAUACCUGGACCAGUGGGCUACCCAAGCUUACUCUUCUCAUGAAGACAAGAAGUGUCCUGUUUCCUUGGUGACUGGAGAACCUCAUUCCAUGAUUUGCACACCAUACCAUCCAGAUUUACUGGAGCAUGAUCCCCUCACUGGCUGGUUCCCCUGUGUCACCAGUGGACAUAGACCUCAGGAUGAAGGAAGCAAGCCGCCAGAAGGAAGUUUGGAGAGCAAAUCUGAGGUUUGGCUCAAAGUGUGUUUCAGUAGACCAGGAGUGGCUACGGCAAUUUUCAUUUUCCUGACAUCUGUUGGACUGCUUCCGGGAGGACGUCAGCAACCAGCAGUGACACUCCAUCUGACCGACAUUAGUGGAAACAACCACUCUCUUGGAACCUAUGAGCUGUCAUGCCAGCAUAACCCACUGGUUAUCAAUGUGACCCAUCACCCAAAUGAACUUCUUCACCAUACCACCUCAGUGCUGCUGAAUUUCUCAUCCCCCUUGGUGGGCAUCUCAGCGGUGGCUUUAAGGACAUCCUCACAUAUAAGUCCUUCAACUCCCAAUAGCUGCAUCCCAGAACAUGAGAGGCAAAAUCAUCAGGGACAGAGCUGUGCCCAUCAGUCCUGUGGGGAGCAAAACAGCUGUGCCCCACUGCUGCUUGACCAUGCGGAUGUGGUGAACUGUACCUCAGAUGGCCCAGGGCACAUGAAGUGUGCAAUCACGUGUCAAAGAGGGUUUGCCCUUCAGGCCAGCAAAGGGUGGUUCCUCAGACCCAUUCAGAAGGAAGUGCUGCUCACGUGUUCCUCUGGGCACUGGGACCGGGCUGUGAGCUGCAUGCCCCUGGAUUGUGGCGUCCCUGACCCCUCCUUGGUGAACUACGCAACCUUCUACUGCUCACAAGGGACAGACUUCCUGAAACGUUGCUUAAUCACCUGUGUCCCACCAGCCAAACUUCAAGGACUGAGCCCAUGGCUGACCUGUCUUGAAGAUGGGCUCUGGUCUCUCCCUGAAGCCUUCUGCAAGUUGGAGUGUGGGGUCCCUCCUGUGAUCCCGAAUGCCAACCUGCUCCUGCCUCACUGCCUCCAAGGCAACCACGAUGUGGGGUCCGUCUGCCGAUAUGAAUGCAAACCUGGCUACUACGUGGCGGAAAGCGUGGAGAAUAAAGUCAGGAACAAGUUCCUGAAGCUACAAUGCCUGGAGGGUGGAAUCUGGGAACAAGGCAGCUGCAUUCCAGUGGUGUGUGAGGCCCCUUCUCCUAUCUUUGAAGGGAUGUAUGAAUGUACCAAUGGCUUUGAGUUCAACAGCCAGUGUGUGCUCAACUGUAACGAGGAGAGUGAAAGGCCUCCCAUCCUCUGCACUGAGGAGGGUCUGUGGUCUGAGGAGUUCAAGUUAUGUGAGAAUCUACAAGGGGAAUGCCCGCCACCCCCCAAAGAGAUGAAUUUUGUAGAGUACAAGUGUGAACAGGGAUAUGGGAUUGGUGCAGUGUGUUCCCCAUCAUGUAUAAUCCCUCCUAGUGAUCCCGUAAUUCUGCCUGAGAACAUCACUGCUGACACGUUGGAGCACUGGAUGGAACCUGUCAAAGUCCAGAGCAUCGUGUGCACUGGGCGGCGUCAAUGGCACCCCGAACCCCGCCUGGUCCACUGCAUCCAGUCCUGUGAGCCUUUCCAAGCAGAUGGUUGGUGUGACACAAUCAACAACCGGGCCUAUUGUCACUAUGAUGGAGGAGACUGCUGCUCAUCCACACUCUCCUCCAAGAAGGUCAUUCCUUUUGCUGCUGACUGUGACCUGGAUGAAUGCACCUGCCGAGAUCCCAAGGCUGAAGAAAAUCAGUAACUCUGAGAUCAAGCCCCUCCUUCACUGCCCUGGAGGCAGUAAGAGAGAGGUCUCCUUGCAGAGAAAUAAAAGGUGAAUGAAGAAAAAAGGUCAUGAAAUAAAGGAAGGAAGAAGAGCAUAUGGGAUAUUAGGAGAAAUACAACAGGAUGUUUAUAGGUGCCAAUUAUUGCAUCAAAUAGCCCAAGACUCAUAGGUAAAGGUUUAUUCAAAGUGAAAGUUGAUUAAAAAUGGAAGGAGAAAUAUGAUAGAUAGACGAGGACCCUCCUCCCCCAUUUAUAUUCUAUUCAACCCCUCAAUUAUUGAUCCAUUCCCUUCCCUGCACCCUGCCAACUUGUGAACCAAUACCAAAAUGCUAGAAGCAAAGUUGCCAGGGACACUGUCGCUACGCAUUUUGAAUGGAUAGCCAUCUUUUGAGGCUCAUCUAUCUUCAACUGGCUCUCUCUUCCUUUUGUGUAGUCUCCCUUAGUAACAAUGAGGUUAGUUAUUAAUUCUUUGUAAGUAUUUAAACAUAAUUAUAUAAAUAUAUAUAUUAUAUUUUUUGCUGUCUACUAAGCCUAAAAAUUAUCCAUUGUUCCACAUAUGCUGCUGUGAAGUUCAUGUCCAGAAUGAAUGUUGAAGGUUUGGGGACAGAAAAGCAAGUUCUUCUGCCAUCUUUCUGUUGAUGGGGAAUUGUCAGGUUGAGGGGAAAGUGGAGAAGAGAGAGAGAUUAGAUAAAGGUCUUGGUGAUAACAUGUGAGCUAGUCAUCUUUUUUCAUGAGCUGGGAGCUGGCUUUUGAGGAGAGUAGAAUGAUAGCACUAGGAGAAAGGGGAAGUUGGGAAUGACCACUGAUGGUGCAUCUGGGAAAAUGAAACUACAGUUCUUGAAUAUUCAUCCCCAAAGAAUAUGUUAUCUUCUCUUCACUGCUCAGAACUCUUAGUUGCAGUUGGUAAGACCCAGAGUUUUUUAUACUUCCAUACGUGCCUAUUCCAAGUGUGGCUCUCAGCCAGCUGGUCAGUCAACAAGUUCAGAUUAGGGCUCAUUUUCUGAUUGCCAGAAUCGCAGGAACUCAUGCAUUCCUCAUGCUUGACUUGUGGUCUCACUUCUAAGUCCCCAAGCCUGGCCAUCAUUCCCAGCCACGUGACCAAUUGUUGAUUUUCUGGGGGGAAAAAUGUCAUGGAAAUGACGUCGGGAAAAGGUGGGAGGAGAUGGAAGAACAGGCCGCAUGGAGAAGCCAAGAAAGGCCUUAGAGAAGGAAGCAGUCAGGGGUAAGUCCAGGCCCAGGGCAGGAGGAUGAAAGGAGUCGAGGAUACUCAGCCUUGUUCCAAGUCUCCGAAGCUGACAAAAGGGAAUCCUUUGAACAAUGCAGAAUCUGAGGUAAAUUCUAUUUAAGUGUGAUGUAUCCAACUUGUGAUCCAGAGUUUUCGAUUUAAGCAAGCUAGGGAAACACAUGGAGCGAGAGUGACACUCUGUGGGCAGAGAGAAGAAUUUCAGCUCUUUGGGGUCCACUUUGUUGUCCUUACCCUUUCUCCUUCAGUAGCCAAUCUGUACAUGAAAUGACCACAUCAACCUGCUUCUGUUUAAGUACCAGGCUAACCCUUUCUUCAUGGGGUCUAUUAUAAUUAUGUGUUUUGGUCAAUUUCCAGAUUAGAUCUUGUGGAAGGAAAGUCAGGAGCUAAUUUCUUGUUCAACUCCUCAGUUUUGUCACCUCAGGAAGAGUUGUGAUGCUUGCCUUCCUCAAAACUUCUCCAGUGGAGUUGAGAGCAGGCAAAAAUGAGAGCAUAACCUGAUCACCUGAAUCAUCUGCUCUUCGAAUCUGGGCACACAUUCCUUCUCUUCCCAGCAACACUAAACCAAUGACAUUGUAAAUGGGAAGAUGAAAUAUCACCCACCAGUAUCUUGAACCAGGCUUCAUGUAGGAAAGAACAAUGUUUUGAAAGUGGUUAAAAAGGAAAAGUGUAUAUAUACAUAUUUAUCUGUGGCAAUAAGAAACGAGGUGGGCAAAACUUGGUGGAGGCAGCAAAGAGCAGAGUUUGCUCAUCCCAAACACUCUUGUCCUCUAUAUUUCUAGCGAUAAGGGAAAUAAUAACUUAGAUAUAAUUCACUGUCUGGGUUCACAUUUAGUGCUCCCAAGAAGAGAAUAAUUAUUUCUGGCAUUUCUGAUAGGCUUCAAUAUGGAAAGGAUAUUGGGAAAAUGUAGAGCAUCCAUUUAAAAAAGAUGUAAAAUUAUUUUCUGGGGCAGGGUAAACAAGUUCCUGGAAGCUAGUCCAGCUCCUAGUAGGGGAGUCCUGUCCUAUCCAAGACUGAGGCAGUAGAAUAGUCAUCCUGUGCAUUGCUUCAUCGGAGGCCCGGUCCCCAAAAAAGCGUGGACCCCGUGGUUCAUGCCAGUAUGGGUCUGUGCUCAAACUAGCCAAAGGAGUGACAGCGAGAACAUUUGCUUUUCAUAUUUCAUUUUAAAAUAUUUAUUAUCUGUUGGCAAUAUUGCAUUUCACCACAGCCAUGGGAAGGAAGAUGGCUCCUGUGAUAGUUGGAAAGCCCCUGGGGCUAGACACUGCACAGCCGUAGUCAGUAGUCAGUUCUGGUCAUUCCAAGAUGGCAGGUUCUUCCAGCCCUUGUCCCUGAACCUUGUGCUAUGAGUUCCUUGGGUCGCUGAUAAAGUUACAGGACUGAGAUGCCACGGUCACAGAUGCCCAGGGGAUAUCAACUCACACUCGCUCAAUAUGGUGGCCUGCACGCACUGCUGAUUCUCACGCAUAUGGUCACAGAAGCCUCUCCCAGAAGCACUUUGGUCUGUUUCUUUGCUUCAAAAUCACUCUCUGGGGCCUCCCCGGUGGCGCAGCAGUUGAGCACUGGGUUGCGAA